This is a messenger RNA of Apis florea (little honeybee), 6544 nucleotides long. RefSeq names its product potassium voltage-gated channel seizure (gene sei). Gene Ontology annotation, cellular component: plasma membrane. NCBI's taxonomy places the organism in Eukaryota, Metazoa, Arthropoda, Insecta, Hymenoptera, Apidae. Gene Ontology annotation, molecular function: inward rectifier potassium channel activity. The record is from RefSeq and is a predicted model, not a curated record. Gene Ontology annotation, biological process: potassium ion transmembrane transport; regulation of membrane potential.
ACAAAAACGAAGAACCGUCUUAUUUGUUAUAUCAAUUAUAUCACGAGACGUUUUCCAGAUUCCUGUUACCCACCCACCCUGUUCUGGAAUCCGUGGGAACACGAUUCGUGUUGCGCAUGGUGUAUCGACUAUAAAUAGAUGUUUUCUCGCGUAGAUCGUACGUCUUGAGCCAGGAAAACAUUGGAGCGGAGAGCAUAUAAUACGCUCGGUCGGGCCUCGUGUCACGUCGAAUGAGACGACGUUCAAGCCCCGACCUUCUCUCUGUCCUUCGAAUCAAGAGGAGAGGAUGCAUCAUUUGGCUACACCUUGUUCUGAUCCUUAGAUACAUUUAGGUAGACGAGUAUUGGGUCCAAAAGGAAGUCAAAACGAAGACCUUCCAGCCUUCUCGUAGGGAGAAAACGUAUCGACUCUGUCCACGCAGCUUCUACAUAUAUGCGAAUUUUGUACAAAAAGAAAAACACCAAGAAACAACGAUCCUCUCGCGAAAGACGCCAAGUAACUUGGGAGAGGGUGUUGCUCGAGGGACAAAAGGCAAAGGCACAUACAUACACGCAUCAAGCGGCAACUUUCUUGCUGGUCACUUUUCCUCCUUUAUUGUUUCCUUCGCCUUUUGUAUCUACGUAACAAGUUUAGAACGGAAGAGAGAAAGAAAGAGAGAGAGAGAGAAAGAGAGAGAGAGAAAAGAAUCAUCUCGAUUCAUCGUCCGAUUAGCAACGAAUCUUCUCCGAUUAUCUUUUUGUUCUUUUCUUCUUAGAAGUUUUUCUUAAGAAGAUUAAAAAAAAAGAAAGAAAAAGAGAAGAGAGAAAAGGGAAGAACAGGUUUUUAGGAACAAAUUGUUGACGAACAAUCGCCGAUAUUUAGCCUUGUGCUUCUUCUUUUUCCUCGAUGAUCAUUAUGCUCAACUCGUGCUGUGCUUUUUUCUACCGUGCUUGUACGCAUGCUGCGAGUGUUUUUUCAGUGCUGUAGUGUCACACGUUAAUUAUUAAAAGCAGGCUUAACGAGCCUUCGAUCGAACGCCAAACGUCUCGUCGGCCCAGGUACCUGGGAAUAUUCCUGCGAUGCCUGUUAGACGAGGUCACGUGGCGCCCAGGACAACGAUCAUCGAAACCAUCAUCAGGAAAUUCGAUACGCACGAUCGAAGUUUUUUAGUGGCCAACGCUCAACAGGGACUAUGUCACAUAAUAUAUUGCUCGGACGGUUUCUGCCGGCUGACAGGCUUUUCGAGGGCGGAAGUGAUGCAGAGACCGGCGAUCUGCGAGUUCCUUCAUGGGCCAAUGACGUCGCCCCAUGCGGUCGCGGCCCUCCGCGACGCCCUCGCCGCCGGCGUCGAAAAGCAUUUCGAGAUCCUUUACUACAGGAAAGACGGCACCAAGUUUCUGUGCAGCGAGGUGAUAGCGCUAAUAAGGAGCGAGGUGGACGAGAUCUGCUUGCAAAUCAUAAAUUUCGAGGAUUUGAGCUCGCAGCCAUCCCCGCAGCCUGCGAUUCCGCCCCCAAGCCAGACCAACAACAGGCUCGUCACACGCUUCGACAGGGCAAGGGCGUCGUUUCGUGCUGGCCUCUCGAGGACCGGUGUCGUUGGUCCACCAAGGGUCAGGAAUCGGCCGAGAACCACGACCAACUUACCUCAUCGACUUGCUGACGGGACCAUCCUCGACGAGGACGCCUCCGAGAACUGCCCACUAACAUGUGGUUCACCUACAAUGAUGGAAUCUUGGGGUCCUGGGAGGACUGGCACACCCCCGCCUGCUCUUCCACCCCCUCCACCUGGGGGCAACAACGGUGGUGCAACGUCUGCAGCAACCGCAACCGUUGCACAGCCCAGCACGACCGCGCCGAUUGCCAGCCCGGAAGGGGUGAGCGACGUCUCCCAAAAGUCUGGAAUUUGGGAGGGGGGGAACUUCUCGGCGGCUGGUGGCGCGGAGGGACCUUCCCGAAGCGUGUCGCACGCGGCGAGCUUGGACGCGAUCUCGAGGAGGGCGGUGAAACGAACGGCGAGGGUUCCGUGUCGCAGCCUCACCUGCAGCGUUUUAGCGGGCCGAGGGAGCGAACACGUCACCCUCGAGCGGCGACCAGCGACAGUCGAUAAUCUCACGGAAGCAACUAAACAUUCGAAAAUCUUUCCCGGCGUCGCGUCCGAAAGUGACUUGCAAAAAUGGCGGAUGUCCAAAGACCGGAAGUCGCCAUCCCUCAGCCAGAUGGGGCCAGAUUCCAUCAAACACAAAUUCUCCUUGCAGGACAACGGGUCCGCGAAAUACUUUCAAGGAGCGAUGCACACGUCGAACAUGGGAGAAAAGGUAGCCCAGGUGCUGUCCCUUGGAAACGAUAUCCUCCCAGAGUACAAAUUACAGUCACCUAGAAUCGGCAAGUGGACCAUACUACACUAUUCACCCUUCAAAGCGGUCUGGGACUGGGUGAUACUGUUGCUCGUGUUGUACACCGCCAUAUUCACCCCGUACGUAGCCGCCUUCGUCCUGUCGGAUCCGGAUUACAACAGCAGGAAGAACAAAAAGUACAGUGACGAUCCCAUCGUCAUCAUAGACUUCAUAGUCGACGUCACUUUCAUAGUGGACAUCAUCAUAAAUUUUCGCACGACUUUCGUGAAUAGCAACGAUGAAGUGGUGUCCCAUCCUGCAAAGAUAGCCGUCCAUUACUUGAAGGGUUGGUUCAUCAUCGACUUGGUGGCGGCCAUACCCUUCGACCUUUUUCUCGUUGGCUCUCACACUGACGAGACGACCACCUUGAUAGGACUAUUGAAGACGGCUCGUCUUUUGCGACUCGUCAGAGUAGCCAGGAAGAUCGACAGGUACAGCGAGUAUGGAGCUGCUGUUUUACUACUUUUGAUGGGCACCUUUGCUCUUAGUGCCCAUUGGAUGGCGUGUAUAUGGUACGCCAUAGGAAACGCGGAGAGACCAACGUUGAAGAGCAAAGUCGGUUGGCUCGAUAUUCUUGCCAACGACACGCAUCAGUUUUAUUUUCACAACAACACCGGUGGGCCGAGUAUAAAGAGCCGCUACAUCACAGCACUGUAUUUUACCUUUAGUAGUUUAACAUCGGUGGGUUUUGGAAACGUGGCUCCAAACACGGACACCGAGAAGAUAUUUACUAUAAUCGUUAUGCUAAUUGGAUCUUUGAUGUAUGCCAGUAUCUUCGGUAACGUCUCGGCGAUCAUUCAGAGGCUUUACAGCGGCACAGCAAGAUACCACACGCAGAUGCUUCGAGUUCGAGAGUUCAUCAGAUUCCAUCAGAUCCCGAAUCCGCUUCGUCAGAGGUUGGAAGAGUACUUUCAGCACGCUUGGACGUACACGAACGGGAUCGACAUGAACAGCGUUCUGAAAGGAUUCCCCGAGUGCCUUCAGGCGGACAUCUGUCUUCAUCUGAACAGAAAUCUUUUAAACAACUGUAGAGCCUUCGAGGGCGCCAGUCCCGGUUGUUUAAGGGCGUUAUCGUUAAAAUUUAAAACAACACACGCGCCACCCGGUGACACGUUGGUUCAUCGAGGGGACGUGUUAACGUCCCUUUACUUCAUAUCGCGAGGCAGCAUAGAGAUAUUGAAGGGCGACGUGGUGAUGGCCAUACUGGCGAAGGACGACAUAUUCGGGGAGAAUCCUUGCAUAUAUCCGACCGUUGGCAAAGCGUCUUGCAACGUGCGAGCGUUGACCUAUUGCGAUCUGCACAAGAUACACAGGGACGAUCUACUCGACGUUCUGGCCCUUUAUCCAGAAUUCUCGAAUCACUUCAGCCAGAAUCUCGAGAUCACUUUUAAUCUGAGAGACGAGGAACAGGCUGGUGUCGAUCCAAUAUCAGCAAGGUUUCCUGUCAGUACUCCAACGGACGUCGAUGCCGACGCUAGGAGAUUCGCUUUCCGUCCACCAAGAUACCGUCGAGGACCCGGUGGUCCUGGCACCAAUCUUAUCCCCACUGGUCGACAAGACUCCUUACAGGGUGAUCAGGAAGAUUACGACAAAGGAAGCGGCCACGGAAUUCUAGAGUUCAGCACCGACAAAGCCGGCCAAGAUGUGACGCCAUUGAACCUAGAAUUCGACGAGCCAAAACAGAGGAGCUCCACGUUGAACUCCAUAACCGGUGAGAAUGAGAAUCGCGUGUACUCGGUCGAUCGAAAUUUCUUCCUUUAUUUUCUUCUUUUUCACCAAUUCUUUCUCUCUCUCUCUCUCUCUCUCUCUCUCUCUUCUUCUUCUUCUCGUGCUUCAAGUAUAUUAAUAUCGCUGCUACUCGUAGCGGCCGCUUAUCGACCGAGCGAAAAAUCGAUUAAUCUCCCCCCUCCCCCCUUUUUCGUUUCAUUUUCCAUCCGCAGCAGGCCCCCAACGAAGGAGCCGAUGUCGACGUCCUCGGGUACGUCGCGAUUGACCGUCACCUCGGACACGUCCGCGUUGGCCACGGCCUUGCAAACGGCGUUGAACGGGAGAACGGCGCCCACCAGGUCCCAGAGCCAACCCGUCGACCUGGCCGUGCCGCCCCCGUCGCAACAGGCGCAUCUGCCGCACGCGUGGCACAGCCAACCCGCUGCAUUCAGGAGAGGAGAGUUCAGGAGCGGGUACAGUUCGUUCAACAAGCGAUCAGAGCCGGAGGGUGAGGAUCCGUGGAGCUGCGUGGUGUCGGUUUCGGAUCGAGGGGGUUCCCAGCGUCCCCGAAGCAGCGAGUCCCGAAAGGAGCCGACGAAUCAUCGCGGUUCCAGCGAGCUUGGCGCCGCUCAACGCACGGAGAGCAGGCAACCAGGCCGGGACGAGGCCACCCCGGGGCAGAGGCAAGAGUCCUCGAGGCAGACGAGCGAGGACAUCUCGUGGGAGUUCACGAUAAACGAAGCGCCGAUCGCGAGGCUGGAAUCGUUGGACGAACUCGAUCAGGAUCACGUUAGUUAAGGCCAACGUUCCUCCCCCCGCCCCACACCCCACCCCACACCUCCCUCCCUUCCUUUUCGAAGCAAAGAAAAAAAAUUGCAGACUCGCUUGCGACUGAAAACGCGACGAAGCGUCGCCGGGGAUAUCGGCGGCGAUUAACGAUCAUUCGGAUGGCUGUGGACUCCUUCCGUUCCCUCUUGGAGGAUCUAACAAACCUGUGGCGCCAGGAUUGAACCCGCCCCUCGAUCGAUUUUCUCUUGGAGAUCUCUUUAAUCGAAUCUUCAUCCUCUCCUCUCUUCUUUGCGACCUUCGGGCAGGACGAAAGCGAGAUUAUUCGUUACAUUUCCUCCCUCGCUUAUUUUUCCUACUUUUCAUUCACCCUCUUCGAGAGAAUAUUCGUCCCCCCCUUUUCCCAGAUUUAUUUAUUUAUUGUCUGCGUUGGUACGAGUCAUGGCCAUACCAUUUCGAGAAGAAAGCACAAUCUUAUUUUUUUUUUUAUCCCCCCAAAAUAAUAGUUUUCCAACGAAAGAUUAUUAUCUUCUACAUUCGAUUCUACAUUUUCUCCACCGAGCGAAGUAAGUUUUCUUCAUCGAAUCGAGUAUUCAUCGAGUGGGAUCGUUUGAGGGAAUAUCGAUCGGGGGACGCGCAGCGAUGUCGAUGCGAAGGACGACGAGUGGUUUAUUUUUAUCGUUUUCGAGGAAGCGGACGAGGAGGAGGAAAGAGAGAGAAGAACAAGCGGCGUUUUCGAAAUGUUGUAUAUACACGCGCGUGUACAAACACGUGACACGUACAUACGCGUGCAUUACAUACGGAUUGCAUUUCUCCUACACACAUGUACACGUACACAGAGUUAAUCCGACCGCGGCGUUAUCGACUUUGCCUUCAAGGUUUUUCUACCCCUGUUGACGCUACCCCUUUUUUUCCUUCGAGCAAUUUUUUUUAAUCGAAUUAAAAAACACGCGCAUACACACACACAUACACAGACAGACACAUGCACAGACACGCGCGCGCGUACGUGUUCCCCUCCGGUGGCGAUGCUUCUUUGUUUUGUUUUGCACGUUUCUUUCGUUUCUACUCGAAACCGUGUAAAAAAGGAGAGAAAAACGAAACGAUAGAAGAGGAAAAUUAUUAUAUAUAUAUAUAUAGGAGAGAACAAAGGAGAGCGAGGGGAAUUAAUAACGAAAGGGAAAUAAAAUGAAAUGGAAGUAGGAGAUGAAAGGACAGAAGAUCGAUGUUCGCGGAAUUGAGAGAAAGAGAAAUUUAAAAAAGAAAGGAAAAGAGGAGGAAAUGGAACAGACUGAAGGGCGGAAGUUCGAAAUCGAAAUAGGAGGCGGCUCGUGGUGAGUUUCUGAGAAUUUUUGGAAAUUCAAACAACGUAUAACUCGUUUUCGAUUGAGAGCACUUUCUUUUUUUUUUUCAAUUGCUUAUAAGAACAACAAAAAAGAGGAAGUAAGAAGUAAAAAAAAAAAAAAAGGAAAAGAAGAAGAAGAAGAAGAACCCACGAGAGAUAUCGGGCUGGAUGAAAGAUCGAAGGAUCGAUGACGAACGAAUUAGGUAUGUGCGAAAACAAUAAAAGAAAACUAAUAGAAAUACAAUUCUGAGUGCCACCUAAUACCGAAUAAAACUGCAAUGUCCUUUAUACAGACAACCAAAAAGAAAAAAGAAAAAAAAAAAAAGAAAAAAAAAAG